AUUAUCGUAUUCAGAUUCGUGUGAAUGCAGAAAAGCAAUAAAGGAGUUGUACUGGUAACCGGUGGUUCUGGUUUCAUUGGAAGUCAUACAAUUGUAGAACUGGUCAAUAAUGGUUAUUCAGUUAUCACUUUGGAUAACCUAAGUAAUUCCAGUAUUAAAUGUAUAGAACGUAUUGAAAAAAUAACUAAUGAAAAAUUACUUUUCUAUGAAGUGAACUUAUUAGAUAAAAAAGCUGUGGAUGACAUCUUUGAAAAACAUAAAAUUGAUUAUGUCAUACACUUUGCCGCUUUGAAAUCCGUAUCCGAAUCAAUUGAAAAGCCUAUACAAUAUUACAACAAUAAUUUAGUGGGUAUAUUAAAUUUAUUGCAGGUGAUGAUUGCGCAUAAUGUUAAAAAUUUUGUUCUGUCCAGUUCUGCUACUGUCUAUGGUGAACCUCAGUUUUUACCACUUACUGAAAAACAUCCAAUUGGAAAUUGUCAAAAUUCAUAUGGUAAUACAAAACUUUGUUGCGAAUUAAUCUUGAAGGAUUUAUAUACGUCUGAUCCUACAUGGAAUAUUAUAAGUCUACGGUAUUUUAAUCCGGUUGGUGCACAUGCCAGUGGAUUAAUUGGUGAAGAUCCACGAGGAAUUCCAAAUAAUCUCAUGCCUUAUGUGACUCAAGUAGCCAGUGGUUUAUUACCUUACGUAAAUGUUUAUGGAAACGAUUAUCCAACAGUCGAUGGGACAGGUGUUCGAGAUUAUAUUCACGUUGUUGAUCUAGCUGAAGCCCAUACUAAAUCAUUGGAUAAAAUCAAACAGAAUUGUGGUUUCAAGGUUUAUAAUUUAGGUACAGGGCAAGGAUGUUCUGUAUUACAAAUGAUUCAAGCGAUGGAAACAGCAAGUGGUAAAACAAUUCCUUAUACAAUAUGUUCAAGACGACCUGGUGAUUGUGCAACUGUUUAUUCAGAUGCAUCAUUAGCUAAACAAGAGUUAGGAUGGGAAGCAAAAUAUAACAUUGAUGUAAGUGUGAUUAUGUGUAAAGAAUGAAGAAAAUAAAUUGAUUCGACCAGACUAUAAUGUAUGGACAGACCAAUCAAAUUUAAGAUAAAAAGUCCUGGAUUUUUGCUCGAAUUUCAUUCGUUUAUUUGGUCAAAUGUCAUUUUGGCAUUAUAGCUGAUGUCAGUUCGUGAUGAAAACUCUAACUAUAAUUUCUAAUCCUAACUUCUAACUCUAAAUCCUGAUUCGAAUUUCUUACAUCAAUUUACAACCCUCUUUAAACCCUAAUAGAAAAUGUGUGAAGAUUUAUGGAAUUGGCAGGAGAAAAAUCCACAAGGUUAUCUUACUUCAACACAUUCUAAUGAUUGAUUGAUUUUCUCAGGUUUUACUUAAUUUGUGCCUUUUUCUUCAUUUUCUAUUUUAUGUAAUAUCUUUGGUUGCGAAAUUUUGUUUCGUAUGGGCUUUCUCUUAAAUUAAUUUGUUUUUAUCAGGGUUUUUUUAUGAUGAUUUCGCUUAAUAUAAUAUGUGAAUAAAGUUUUUCUAAUAAUA
Messenger RNA from Schistosoma margrebowiei, 1524 nucleotides. The record is from the annotation of a GenBank genome assembly. Lineage: Eukaryota; Metazoa; Platyhelminthes; Trematoda; Strigeidida; Schistosomatidae.